Messenger RNA from Perca fluviatilis (European perch), 2092 nucleotides. RefSeq names its product adrenomedullin b (gene admb). Gene Ontology annotation, cellular component: extracellular region. Gene Ontology annotation, biological process: regulation of systemic arterial blood pressure; positive regulation of heart rate; adenylate cyclase-activating G protein-coupled receptor signaling pathway. The record is from RefSeq and is a predicted model, not a curated record. Bases 18 to 674 code for a protein of 218 amino acids. Gene Ontology annotation, molecular function: hormone activity; adrenomedullin receptor binding. The transcript has 5 exons. NCBI's taxonomy places the organism in Eukaryota, Metazoa, Chordata, Actinopteri, Perciformes, Percidae.
ACUUCAGACUUCAACUCAUGGUAAACUUGUUUACAACCUUGGAAAAGACUUACAUUAAGUGGUUAUUCUUAACUGUUAAAGAGCACACAACAAGCUUGGAUGUGCAUCAGAAAUUCUCUAUAUUAAGUUACAAGCUCAAGCCUGAGCUCCCAGCCAAAAUGAAAUUAGUCUUGCACACUGUCAUCUGCUGCUGUGUUUUCACCACUGUCCUGCCACUGGUGAAGGAUGCCACAGGGGAGCUCAACACCAGUCUGAAAAAAAGGCUUAGAGUAAGGCUGCAGAGCCGUAUAAAGAGAGACCUGUGCAACAGCUUAUUGACAGCCAAUGAGCAGCACUCUGAUGUUGGACCACAGCAGGACGAGAUUGCAAAAAAUGUCUCACCUCCAUCAAGCUUUGGGCUAAAUAUCAGACGCAAGAGGUCAACAUCAACCAAAUCAUCCGGUUGCGUCCUAGUCACAUGUUCAUACCACGACCUGCUCUACCGACUGCACCAGAUCAACAACAAGCAAAAAGAGGCCAAUGCCCCUGGAAACAAGCUUGGCUCAACAGGCUAUGGUCGCCGCCGCCGCCGCUCACUCCUGGAUGUCGCUCAGCUCACCCUGCAGACAGGAAGACGGAGCACUGAAGCUGCUUCCAAAGUGAGCUUGGCAGCUGAGAUAGAAGACAAUUUCUGAAGAUCUUCUCUGAAAUACCCGUAAACUGAAGAGGAACCGAGGCCGCGACAGGGAGGAUUUUGUCCGACAUUACUAAGUCCCAAACCGCCACGUGCAAGAUCCUUUCACAAGUGAACUUCAUGUUGUGAACUGCUUGUGAAGUGCAAUUUAAACAAUAUUUACUACUAUAUACAAAAAUGUAUAAUUAUCCGCUUGUAUAUAAGGAUAUAUAAAGCUACCUUAUAUUUAAGUAUACAACUAUAUUUUUAUACAGCCAAAAUACAUAUUAAACAUCCCUUUUAUUAUUGUUUGACUUCAAUGAAGUAUGUAUCUUAACUGUGUCCUUUAUUCAUGUAAAUUAACUAUCUUUUCACUGACUUAUGGGUUAUAUUUUUGUAACAUUAUUGUGAUGAUUAUACAUUAUUGGAAACUAUCCACAUUAGAGAUGUUUCAAAUACAUAUGUUGAAAGUCUUACAUAGCAGCCUAAGAACAACUGCAAAGUAGUCAUCUAGUUUUUGGCCUUGGAGAGUGAUGAUAGAAGUACAAGUAAAAGCGUUGUGCUGCCAUCUAGCGUUACAGUACGAUACAUAUAACAAAUGCAGGCCAAGCGGUUUGAAAAUCAACAAAGCAUGCUAAAUGUUUCAUCUCAUUUUAGAACUUUAUCGGCUUCUUUAUUUAUAUGUAAUAAAUCCUAAUUUACUCACAGUCCAGCUGAAAUUACUUGACAUGGUAUUAGGUAACAUGAUUUAUGGUCUUGUUGUGGUGAACGUGGCAGGAACUGUAAUGGUUUUCAGCUGGCUGCGACGUCCUUGUUUUCAAAAAAAUGUAUUGGCAAUGAAAAGAAUUUGAAGCAACUUGUGAUUGAUGUUAUUUGGUGACCUAAUAUCAAAUAUUCUGUUUGUGCACACUGACAGUUUAUGUGCCCGUUUAUGUUGGUAUAUGUAGGAAAAUAUGAUUAACUCUUGAGUGUUAUAAAGUCUACAGUGGUGUACAUUCCAUUCUAAAAAUAAGACAUGGUUUAUCAGCUGCACGCUCUCAAAGAAACACACAUGAACUGAAAGUGAAUUUGUACAUGUUCCUAAAAUUGUGUAAUCACAGCAUUUCAACAACAUUUAUCUUUCGGCGAAGAAUUUAAGUUUUGAUGAAUGGAGAGAAAGGAACAGUGUGCUCCGCUCCAAAUCAGGAACACUUAAAUGACUAGAGCAGAUAAAGAAAUGAAUCACUAUGGAAUUUGACCUCCACUGAUAGUGUCUAGAGUGGUCACACUGUCCUGUAAUCAUUAAUCUGGUUAUUUUCAUUAAAACAUCCAAAACUCCCUAUCGGAAUAACAAGAUUACAUAAAAUGAAUGGUUUAUGUAAAUCACUUUCUAAUUUCUUCAAAUGUAAAUCAAAAAUAUUUUCAGCAAUUUUUGUUUGUAAUAAAAUCCAGUUUUCUGUU